Brassicogethes aeneus is the source of this 3336-nucleotide messenger RNA. The record is from the annotation of a GenBank genome assembly. Lineage: Eukaryota; Metazoa; Arthropoda; Insecta; Coleoptera; Nitidulidae.
CGACUAACACGUACUGUUAACAAUAAUUUAAUAUUUUUAGUAAAUAAACAACAAUUUCUGCAAAGUGUGGUUAAGUAACUUGAUAACAAAGUGAUUAAGAAAACAGUGAAUAAUGAAGAACAUCUUUAGAUCCAAAAGUUUUAAAACCAAAGACACCGAAAAAAGACAAGAAAAGAUUUUGACAAAUCAAAAAACAAAACGCGUGAGACGUAAAACAAUAUCCGAUGAAACUCCGUUGUAUGACGCGUUUUUCAGUAGGCAUCAGGGUGCGGAAAACGCUGCGUUUUCUUCGCCAGACUUGGCAACACUGCCGCCGCAAUGUUGCCAUUUACCGACCGCAACUCCAGGAAAUAUUGCCACUGCGAAUUAUAACAGCGUUGUCUUGAGAAACAAAGACCCGAACAAGACCAAACCAGAACGGAACAGCCUGUACGACGAUCGUGGUAACGAUGUUCCGGAACACACUGUAUUAGAAAACGUCCCCACCUCUAUACAACUCAGAAAUACUCAACAGAAAUCUUACCUUGGAGAUUCUUACCUUAGAAGAUCGCGAUCUUGCGACGAUAAUCUACAUUUAAAAGAACUGCCUCACAAUUCGCUUUACUUGAAACAGCAAAUGAAACACAAGGACUCCAUCGAUUCAUUAGCCCUGGAUACAGAUAGUGACGUCGACUCCCCCAAUCCACAGGAUAAAUGUAAGACAUUUCAAAUGAGUGUCACCUGUCCGGAUGACACAAAUAAUACGUUAAUCAAAUACCCUUCAAUGGAUAACUUAAUGCAAACUUUGGAAAGGAAGAACUUUAAGGCUUCCACGCAGUCGGAUCAGACAUUAAACGUGGAAAAUGACGUGGAAGUGAGAAUUAGGACCAAAUCCAGACCCACGAGUUUCAGAAAGUCGGUGAAAAAUCUGUUCAGGAGUAGCAAGAAGCAGGACAUGAGGAAGUCGCAGUCCAAUCCUGAUAUCAAUGAACUACUAAAAAACUGUUCCCAUAACGAAGACAGGCCUUCUGGCAAUUUGUGCCCGUCAUUUCCAAAUUCAGAAGGCGUUGAAGUGAGGCACAGUCAUGACAGAGCCCCUAGACCCAGGACAUUCCAAAGUUCACAAAGAACUGGCGAAGAAGAAAUAUUCAUAAAAGAAAACGAAGUUUUUAGAUUUAAAGAUAACUCCCUAACUAUAAAAAAUAUGAAAUAUACUUUGAAAGACAUCGAACGGUUCGUUGAAGAGACGUCGAAAACGUUUUGCAUCGAUACUUUUGGCAAAAAAUAUCGAAUAUGCUUCGAUAGCGAGAAACAGGCGAGGCAAUUCAAAUCGGAAUUCGAAAGAAACACAAAUGUCGAAAAAACGACCGGAAUUCUAACGAAAUUCUUCAAGAAGAGGGUCAGCAAGGAAAUUCUGGAGAACAAAGGUAUAUUUAGAAACGAGGCCGUCUACGGAAACUCCCUAGAGGUCCUAUACAUGGUUUACAAUGACAUUCCCGAGUUCAUUUACGAAAUUAUUCGGCUAAUAGAACUUCCGGAAAACAUCAAGAGCCAGGGACUGUACCGGACGCCGGGAAAUCUGGCAACGAUGCAGAAAAUACGGCUGGAAAUCGACAAGAACAAUCUUGCGAUUUUGAGGCAGUACGAAAAAGAUGUAGAUGUUUUGGCAGGAGCUUUGAAAUUGUUUUUCCGAGAGAUGAAGGAACCGCUGCUGUUGGAGGGGAUUGUCGAUAAAAUUUUGAGGAUUUUAAAGAAGAACAAUCUAGCCGACAGAGAGGCCCUGAGACCGAUCCUUGGGGAACUCCCUGCUGCCCACAAGCAAGCGUUGUACGUGCUGAUCACUCAUUUGCUCACCAUUUUGGACUACAAAUCGGAAAACAAGAUGGACGCCUACAAUCUGAGCGUGUGCUGGGGCCAAACUGUGAUAUUCUAUUCCGAUUCCAAAGAUCUUUUGCAAAAAUCAUCCGAAGCCGUUUCCGUGCUCGAGUUCAUAUUGAAUUACUACAAUGAGCACAGGGAUGCUUUGAAAUAUUUGCAGCAGAAUGUUAAGAAGACUGAACCAACCAAAAUCCAAAGACAUGAUUCCAAAGAUAGUAUAGGAAGCAACGAUAAAAAGAAAGAUAAAGAGGACCAAAUAUGUUGCAUGCUUAGCAACCUUUUAGUUGAAGUACACAAACAUAUUAAAGAAAACGGUCUAUAUUUCAAAAACGGAUCGACCACCAAGGUGGAGAAGAUUGUCAAGCGAAUGAAGAAAUUUAAACUUGAAAAAGUGAGGGGAGAAAAUAUCCACGAUAUUACUGAUGCUUUGAAACGGUAUCUGAAAGAAAUGAAGAUCAUUAACAAAAGUGUAUGCAAAGACUACUAUGAGAUUUGUGAACGCGAGGAAAAAGACAUUCUUGAAACGAUCCUCCCGAAAAUAGAAAAACGACGAACAUUGGACCUGAUUCUCAAGCAUAUUGCGGAAGUAUGCAAAGAAAAAAAAUCGCCGGAAGAUAAGGAAAAACUUUUGGACUCCAUGUCGAAAAUACUGUGCGAGCAGAAUGUAUCCAAAUCUGAUAUCUCCGGACCGAGAGAUCUUAAAAAUCUGAUUAAAGUGCUUUUGAGUAAAUAUCAAGUUCCGGAGCAACCGGACUUGAUAAAAGGGCUGGAAAGCAAUCCGAACUAUUUGAGACAAAAAGAGGAAAGAGAGAGGCAGAAAAGUAUGUACGAUAAUUUGGAUUACGAAACAAAACUGUGAGAUGUACAAAAAAUUAAAAAAAUUAAAUACAGUUUUACCAAAGUUGACAAAAAAUGCAUUCAAGUGUUUUAUAAUUGUUAUAGUAACACUGAAUGUUGAUUUUAUAAUAUUCGUAUUGUAAAUUUAGGAAUUUUGUUACCAAAAAUAAAAGCUGUGCCAUAUUUUACUUCUAGAUAUUGUAUUGUUCCAGCAAAAUACAGUGUGUCCCAGAAUCACCAGACCUAAGACGAAAUUUCGCACCUUUGAAAAAAUGGUAAAGUAAAUUUCGUCUUAGAUAUCAUUGUUCCGGUGAUUUUGGUACACCCUGUAAAUCAAUUUUAGUGAUAUUACUUAUAAUUAUGUUAAAUUAAAUUAUUAAAGUUGCGAAUAUAAUUCACAAAAUUUAAUUUUAAGUUACAUGUUAUACAUAGGUAGGUACAAAGUGCAAUGUAAAUUUUUAGUAAUCAACCAUAAUGCAGUAUUUUGUAAAUAUUGUUUAAAAAUUAAAAAAGAAAAAAUUAUCUACUUUUUAUGCAAUUUUCUUUUCUUAAUUAAACUUCAAAAGUUUAUUAUGUUGAUGAUGAUUUUAUUAAAAUUAUAUUGACUAUAAUAUUAUUAACUUAAAUAAAAAUUAUUUAAAC